Molecule: messenger RNA, 4596 nt
Organism: Adineta ricciae
Lineage: Eukaryota; Metazoa; Rotifera; Eurotatoria; Adinetida; Adinetidae
Source: the annotation of a GenBank genome assembly
AUGAUUCUACAGCUAAUUUUCAUACUUUGGUAUUCAUGGAUAAGUGUACAUUGUCGCUUCAAUCUUCACGAGACAUUACUGAGAGAUUCGUUGGAUUAUGAUUGUUUAUAUUAUCAUAUACGAGAUGAGAAAUUGGCUUAUCAACAGCUCUCGGAUGUCGUUGAUGAGAUGAUUGCCUAUUGCUUUCGUCCGAUGAAUCUAUCUGAAAAGUUGAAUUUGGAAUCAAUUAAUGAUCGUGAUGAAAAUUUUACUUUUUAUCAACUGAAUAUUGCAAAUGUGACAAGUGAAGAAUUGCUUUCCUGGUCUGCGUCGGUCGAUGUCGUUGAACAAUAUGAAUUUUAUCUACUAAAUCAACAUAAUUCAUCUCUAUCAACUGAAAUCUUCUACAAUUGUACAAAACCGUGGUUUGGUAAUCGAUGUCAAUAUUCAUUUGAUACGGUAGAUGACGAAUUGUCUGUGAAUGAAAUUGUUGAACGAGAGUUUUCUCGAAAACUUUCUUUAUCUGAUUCAUCAGAAGUAUUGACAAUUUUACCAUGUUAUAUUCAUAUGAAAUGUGAUCGUAGUGGUUCAUCAUUGUGCUUAGACUGGCGUGAAAUAUGCGACGGACGUAUCGAUUGUCUUAAUGGAGGCAUCGAUGAGGCAUUUUGUUUUGAAAUGGAAAAGAACGAAUGUACUGACGAUGAAUAUCGUUGUCAUAAUGGUUUAUGCAUUCCGAAAGACUUCUGGGAAGAUGGAUUAGGUGAAGCCGAAUGUCUUGAUCGUUCCGACGAGCGUCCAGAUGUAUCUUAUUUACGAAAUUGUUAUCAAGACCCACUAUUUCAUUGCGAAGAACAUACCUGUCGGUCGAAUUGGCAUGAAUUUUCAUGUGGAGAUGGACAAUGCGUUCAAAAAUUCGAUCAAUGUCAUAGUGGUCGUCAUAUUUUAUUAAUCGAAUCGAUGACAAAACAAGGUGAGUUAUCUACUCAAUGUUGGAUCGCCAUGAGCUGUUUAACCGGACUUGUUACUCAAAUCGAGGGCGUCUCUUGUCAAGAUUGGCUAAUCAAUGAUUCAGUAACAAUCGAAUCUCUAGGAACUUGUAAAGAAAUCUUCCAAUUUCCGACAGUUCCUGUUCACUUUGGUCACAUUCGAUUUCUGUAUGAAAAGCCUUAUUUAAAAUUCAAUCAAACAUCGUUGAUUUCACCUGAUUAUCUUUGUUACGAUGAAAGAUUAUGUGAUUGUUUCAUUCCAACGUUGAUUUAUGAAAACUUCACUUGUAUACGCAAUAAUGAAAUGAUCUUCCAAUCAAUUAUAUCAGGAUAUCCAUGGAUUGAUGUGAUCUUAGAAUUAAAUGUGCAUUUUUCAUCUUGUUUAAGUCAGUAUCCAUCGGUUGAAAACUAUGAAUAUGAAAAUUCAACUUAUUCCUGUGAAAAUUCUUCGAAAUCAAUAUCAAAAUCUCGUUUAAUCGAUGAAAACAAAGAUUGUUGUUUUGGUGAUGAUGAAACGUAUAGAUUUAGUUGUUUAUUAAACGAUUCGUAUCGAAUCUCCUGUCCAAAUGAAAACCAAUGUUUAUCAUCAUUAAAUACCAUCGAAGAUUGUCCAAAUUACGAAGAUACCAACGAAAAACAAAUCGCAUUUCACAGUUUUUGUGAUGGUUUUGAAGAAUAUUCCUUCGAAGAUUUCCACGGACGAACCUUCACCGAUGAAUCACAAUGUUCUUCAUGGCCAUGUAAUAAUCUUUACUCACGUUGUGAUGGUUAUUGGGCAUGUUCAAACGGCGAAGAUGAAUACGAUUGUCAAGAUCAUCCCCGAUGUCCUUUCGGAACGCAUCCCUGUAUAUCAAUAACGAAUUCUUCAUUUAUUUGUUUAUCUUCUCAGCGAAUUAAUGAUAAUAUUCACGAUUGUCUUGGUGGAUCAGAUGAACCAUCGUACUGUCGACAAUUAUAUCCAUUGAAAAGUGACUAUGAACGUUUCCAUUGUCAACAAAGUGAUUUAUGUUUGUCCGCCUUGGAUUUAUGUGAUAAAGUUCGGUUGUGUCCAUUUGGAGAUGAUGAAAUCUUUUGUGAUAAACAAAGAUCGGUAUGCGAAAGUGAAAAUUUGAUUGAUCAAGUUUUAUGUGAAUCAAGCGAAUUGAAACGACCGCGAACGAUUUAUUUUUCCAUUCGGACUUCGAAUGAUUAUCCACAAAUGAAAUCUUUUGUUGAAAAUCAAAUUAUUCCUUCAAUCAAACAAAAACAAUCGUUUUCCAAAUCACAACUUUCUUCACCAUCAUUUUGUAAUCGAGGAUUAACUGUUCGUAUUUGGUUGGGUGAAAAUCUUUAUCAAUAUUCAUGUCUUUGUCCACCGAGUUAUUACGGUGAUUUAUGUCAAUAUCAAAAUCAACGAAUUAGUUUAACAAUCGGAAUGUUGUCCAGUGAAAAACGGUUGGUUUAUACAAUUUUAAUACGAUUAUUCGAUGAACAACGAAAUCUUCAUUCUCAUGAUCAAUUUGAUUACACACCAAGUCAAAGUUGUGGGAUUAAAUUCCAGCGUUAUCUCCUGUAUCCAACACGGCCGAAAGAUCCGUCCAAGAAUUAUUUUCUACAUCUUGAUGUUUUCGAGAAAACGACAAUGACUUAUCGUGCAAGUUGGUUCUUAUCAAUUCCAUUUCUUUUCUUACCUGUUAAUCGUUUGUCUAUUCAAUUAAAGAUUCCGUCAUAUUCAUUACCGGUCUCAUCAAAUUGUACAGAUCGAUGCGUCCAUGGUCAAUGUAUGAAAUACGUCAAUGCAGAGCAAUUCUUCUGUCGAUGUUCUUCAGGUUGGGCAGGUAUUCGAUGUGAUAUUCCAGUGAUUUGUGAUCUUUGUUCGAAAGAUUCGAUUUGUAUUGAAUCGAUCUGUAUUUGUCCUUUGACAAAAUUCGGACCACGAUGUCUUUUAACUUCAUCGUGUAAAACAAAUACUUGUGAGAAUAAUGGUCAAUGUAUUCCGGUGGAUUUAAGCAAACGUGGAAAUGAUUUUACUUGUAUUUGCUCGGAAGAAUUCUUUGGAGAUCGAUGUCAAAAUCGAAAAGCCAAAUUGGAAAUUCAUAUUGCAAAUUUAGAUAUUCCAUCGUAUCUAAUGGCAUUUUUCUUAACGAUUUCAAAUCAAUCGGAACCAACAUUGACCAUCAUGUUACAAAAAUUAACUCUUUUCCAACGAAUUGUCACAUUUCAUAUCUCAAUGCCAUAUCAUUUGGUUAUUAUUAAAUUAAAUUUCAAGUUUUAUCUUGCCGUUCUUCAACAAAUCGCUAAACUUGACAUCUCCACAUCGAUUCAUCCUCGUCAAGAAUGUUUUCCCGUUGAUCAGAUUUUCAAUUCAACGAUCAUGUCAUUACCGCGUGCUCAACGAGUUAAAUCUUAUCAUCUCUCCUGUGAAUCCAAUCAUCAAUUGACUUGUUUUCUUGAUGAAUAUUAUUUAUGUUUGUGUACGAUUGAUCAUCAAGCGAAUUGUGUUCUUUUCGAUCACGAGAAGAAUCUUCAAUGCUUAUCAUCCGAACAACACUGUAAAAACGAUGCUUAUUGCCUUCAAGAUCAUCCGAAAUGUCCAUCAGCGAUUAUCUGUGUUUGUCAAAAAUGCUUCUUCGGAAAUCAAUGUCAAUUCUACUCGAAAGGUUUUGGUUUAACGUUAGACGAAAUUCUCGGAUACGAAAUUCAGCGAAACACAAUGAUUUUUCAGCAACCAUUUCCAGUUAAAUUCAGCGCGGUGAUCACAAUGAUGAUGUGUGCUGUGGGAAUUAUCAAUGGUAUAUUUUCAAUUUUAACAUUUAAAAAUCGCAUUUCGCAAGAAGUCGGUUGUGGAUUGUAUCUUUUGACAUCGUCGAUUGCGAGUUUGUUAAUUGUGAUAUUUUUUACAAUGAAAUUUUGGUUUCUUCUUCUUUCUCAUGUGGAUUUUGUUGGUCAAUGGUUGAUUCUUUAUUUAAAUUGUAUGUUUAUCGAACCUUUAUUGAAGAUUUGUCUUUAUAUUGAUAAUUGGCUGAAUGGUUGUGUUGCGGUUGAACGCGCUUUUGCAGUUUGGAAAGGAAUCUAUUUUAGUAAGAAACAAAGCAAAUCCGUGGCGAAAUGGAUUAUUCUAUUUGUCAUUGGAAUCAAUGUUUGUCUUUUGAUUCCUCAAUUUUCGUAUCUUCAUUUGUUUACUGAUGAGAAAGAACAACGAACGUGGUGUGUUGUUCGUUAUUCAUCAAUUUUAUACAUUUACAAUUCCUUUUUGAUCUUUUUUCAUUUCUUAACUCCAUUCUUCAUCAAUUUCACUUCAGCAUGUUUUAUUAUAAUUCUCACCGCUCGUCAACGUGCCGCAACUCAAUCUCAUCAGAUGUAUUUCAAACAAUUCAAACAGAAAUUAAAGCAACACAAACAUUUACUUAUCAGUCCGAUUAUUUUGAUUAUUUUAUCUUUACCUCGUUUGAUCAUUUCAUUCACCUUAGAUUGUCAAAAGUCAUCGGAACAUUUUUGGUUGUAUCUCAUCGGAUAUUUCGUCUCGUUUAUCCCGUCGGUGUUUGUUUUCGUUGUUUUUGUUUUACCUUCAGCUGUGUUUCGAAAGACGUUCAAACAAGCGAUUCUUCGUGGUCGAAGAAAAACACCUGUUUUUAAAAUGAACUUUUAUUGA